Molecule: messenger RNA, 1187 nt
Organism: Musa acuminata AAA Group (dessert banana)
Lineage: Eukaryota; Viridiplantae; Streptophyta; Magnoliopsida; Zingiberales; Musaceae
Exons: 6
Coding region: 191-805 (204 amino acids)
Source: RefSeq, a predicted model, not a curated record
CCCAUCACUAAUUCCCCAUGAGAAACGACAUGAGGCUCUCCAUCUCUUUCUUAUCCCAUCCGACCUCGGCUACCCUAAUCCAUCAUCCUCCCCCAUCUCCACCUGCGAUCUGCUGAUCGUUUGGGUUUCUUGGGGCCGCCGCAGUGUUGUGCAUCAGAUCGAUUCUCUAUUAUAUGCCCACCGCGAGGAUAUGAUGAGUGUCAUCUCGAGCCAUCCUCAAAAUUUACCACUUCGAGUCUUUGACAGUUCCAUAAAGAGCAGAGUAAGUAAAAUACAAUGUUUGGGAUAUUCAGGCACAGAGUUGCCUCCUGGAGGGACACCAAGUGCUAAACAUCAACAACUCAUUAGUAUCCAUGGAAGAACACGAUGUUCUAGGCUGGUUAUUGUAAGAGCAGUCAGCGAUGAAGCAGAAUCAAACAGCUCUGAUGAUGAUGAGAAGGACCCGGAAACUAAAAAGGAAGAGGUUAACGGUGGGUUAUCCCGUGAUUAUUUGGAGCGAAUAAUUGGAAUAGAUGAUUCAACUUUUAGUGGAACGGAUCUUGCAACUCUAAUCAGGAAAAAGUAUGGUAGAUCAUAUGAUGUCCAACUAAUUAAGAAGGAAUUUAUGGGACGAAACUUGCUGGCAAUGAAUGUCAUGUGGAAAUACAUGGAGCAGAGAUCCUUUCCCUUGACUGAAGAGGAGUAUAUAUUGAGACUUGAUGACAUAGCAAAUACGUUGAAGUGUUGGGGAGCUGUCUCACAUAUUCGGAAUAGCCUUGCUAAAUCGAAGGAACGUCCUCGAAUAGGAAAAUCAGCAUCUUCAUAGACAUGGAUGAAACUGGGGGCCGUUCUAGCGAGUGGAUCUACAAGUGAUUGGCAGGCAAAUCAUGCAUUUUUUGUGCAUUUUUAACGAGACACUCGGAUCACUCUGCUGAAUUCAACACCUUUGGUGAAUCAAUAUUGAAAUUAUCUCAAUUGAUGUGCCUUUGAUCCUUGUGGUCACAUGAUGUCCCCAAAGUAACCUGAACGGAGUCAAGAUGUUCAUAAUCUCGUGCAUGCAUUAGUUCACGCCAGCCUUCUGUAUUAUCUUUAAAGUUUCACGUAUCAAAAUAUAAUCUUACAUGGUAAAUGAUCGAUGUCUGUGUACAAAGUUUUAUCAGUAUCAGGUUGUCACUGAUUACAGUCUCAAUGAUAUCCGAUGUUCUUCA